This is a messenger RNA of Tachysurus vachellii, 577 nucleotides long. RefSeq names its product sulfotransferase 1C3-like. Gene Ontology annotation, biological process: sulfation. Gene Ontology annotation, molecular function: sulfotransferase activity. Bases 1 to 528 code for a protein of 175 amino acids. The transcript is spliced from 7 exons. Gene Ontology annotation, cellular component: cytoplasm. The record is from RefSeq and is a predicted model, not a curated record. Lineage: Eukaryota; Metazoa; Chordata; Actinopteri; Siluriformes; Bagridae.
AUGAUUUUUAUUGUCAUUUAUGUUUCUAGAAACCCAAAAGAUGUCCUGGUUUCCUCUUUUCAUUUCCAACAAAUGGCCAGUUUUCUGCAUGACCCAGGAACCUUGGAAGAAUUUGCAGACCAAUUCCUAGCAUUGAAUGUGAUAUUUGGAAAGUGGACAGAUCAUGUGAAGAGCUGGAGAAACAUGGAUCUGGGUGACAGAAUUUUUUACAUCACGUACUUAAUGGAGCUCCUCAAUGAUCUGAGAGGGGAGCUAUUGAUGAAAAUGUUAUUCUUUCUUGGUAAGUGCCUGAGCAAAGACGUUCUGAACCGUGUGACUGAACACUGUGAGUUUAGGUCUAUGAAGCAAAACAAAAUGUCCAACUACUCGCUGGUGCCAGAGGCUUUAAUGGACACCAAGAAGUCUUCUUUUCUCAGAAAAGGAAAUGUUGGAGAUUGGAGGAAUUAUUUCAGCCCAGAAUUGGAGUCGAAGUUCAACACAGCAAUUUGUGAAGAAUUAAAUGGAAGUGACAUCAAAUUCCCCAUAUAAUAAUUGUCAUAAUUCUAUUAUUCCAAAGUUUGUGCUUAUAAUUUAAAUU